AUGCUUGUCAGCGCGAAAUUGUGUUGGUGCUACAAACAACAAGGUUUGGUCUUGAAAAUGGCGGAUGAUCUUGACAGUUUUUUCGCGUCAAAGAAAAAGCAGGGUAAAAAGAAACGUGACCUUCGAGAUCCAAAUGCGCUGGGACGAUGUCUGGAGAUAACCGUCCAGCAGCAGGAGAUAAUCGAUAUGAUUAAUCAGGAAUGGGAAAAUAAGCAAAAUGAAGGGGAACAGAAAAUAGACAAAAACGAGGAUUCGGAAUGGAUCGAAGUAAAAGAACCUGGCGACGUCGACCUAAAGGAACUCACCAUCAAAGAACUGGAUAUUGAAGACCAAAGUGACAUGGAUGACAGCGGGAAAGAAGAAGCGUCUGACAAGCCGAAAUCGUGGAAUAUGACGGGCGCACCCACUGAAGAAGUGAAAGAAGAGGCAGAACCUGCACCGCCUCCUCCACUUUCAGAGCCCAAGGUCUACGUAGCGCCUAGUCGCAGGACCGCUACGAUGAACGAUCGUUACAGAAAGGUUGACGUAAGCAGCGCAGUGGAUUUUCCUAGUUUGGCAGUAGCUGACGAAAUCGCCAAAAAGGAAACGGAAAGGAAAAAGAAACUAAUGGCUCUUAAAGAAACCGCUCUCCCGUAUACGGCAAGGGUUACUCAAAGGAGUUACAGAAGAGAAGAAAACGAUAUUUCGUCAAAUGCUUCUCGAUCGUCUGAUGAGACUUCCAAACAGCCAUCGAAACCGCUCUAUAUACCACCAGCUCGCAGGCAUAUGGAAGCAUGA
This is a messenger RNA of Soboliphyme baturini, 777 nucleotides long. Lineage: Eukaryota; Metazoa; Nematoda; Enoplea; Dioctophymatida; Soboliphymatidae. The record is from the annotation of a GenBank genome assembly.